CCCGACUCUCCCUCCCUCUUAGGUUUGUAUAUAUUUGUCUUCCCCAUCAUGGGAACUAGGUAGAAGGACAAGCGGUCCCCAAGGUUCCACCUCCAUCACAAUAACAAUCGCUACCCUUUAUCCUCUUUAUAAUUACUCAUUAACUAUGUCAUCUCUUAAACGCCGCUAUCCGGACCCGGAUCCUGAAGACAGGAUAUGGGAACAACACAGACUCACCUUCCUGAGGCUGUAUCAGGCAGAGCGAAGAACACUCAGAGAAGUAAAAGAGAUCAUGGAAAGCGAACACGGAUUCCCUGUCCAUUCUUUGUCAACUUACGAAACCAAGCUCCGCGACGAGCUUCACUUGCGCAAAAAACUCAAGAAAACUGAUUGGGUUUCUAUACACCACCAUCGCUUAAAGAGAGGCGACAAACCCACUAGGGUCUAUCUUAACGGGACGGAGAUUCCACAGGAUAAAGUGUGGAAGGAGAUUAGGAGAUCGGGAGCUCGAUCGGUAGACAAUGUUCAAGACAUCCCGCUUCCGAGAGAUGUAGUUGUGAGAACACCAUCCCCUGUCGGGUACCUCGUCCCUCGCGCCUUGCCAAUACGGCAAGAGGUAUCUCAAGGCGUUUCACCUCAGCUUCUAGUCUCCUCAAUUACGAUGCCACCUACUCCAUCAUCGCCUGGGGCUUUGAUCUAUAGCUCACAAAAUACGACCUGGUCAUCUCAAAGCUAUAUAGGAUCUUCAAUGAAUUCAACUCAACAAAGGGGUAAACUUGCGGAAUUACUAGAAGUCGCUUCGAGGGGCGUUAGCACUGCCUUACUGAGUAUCCCGUGGCUCAAGUUUAAUAACUUUAUGCAUCAAAUGGCUACUACCAUACAUUGCCCAAGUGAAUCCAGCAGGGUACUAGACCAUCGAUUAAGCUUCGAAUCAUUACCAUUUACCUUCUAUUUGGAACCUGAGUUUGUGUCGCCUGAAACCUGGGAGGCCGCAUUCCCAUUACAUAGGUUACUCGUACCUGGAAGCCACACACCCUCGUCUUCGGUACCUGCAUUGAACAUGGACAUAUUUUAUCUCCUAUCGAAAUUUCUCUAUCUGAUUUCUAACAAUAAGUUAGAACCGAGGCACAUUCUCUGUCGCCCCAAUAUUAUUCAACUUUUGCUCGAUCGAAUUCCCCAGGCACUCUUAAACAGCCUCUUCCGGGAAGAUCUACCUACAAUGAGGGCUGCGUGGCAGUUUUUAGCACGCUGUGCUGGCGGACACGGUUACCGGGAUGUAUUCAUCUCCUUAUUGAAGAUUGGGCUUCUUCACCGCGACUGGGUUAUCCCUGAAGGAACAUCUUACCUCUCUUUCGCUGCGUCGAUGGGCGCCCUCGAUGUUAUCCGGAGUCUAUUGGAAGCUGGGAUUCGUGCUGAUGACAGAAUUCGGCCUUAUCAAAACCCUGCUAUCAUCGAAGCAGCUGCUACUUGCAACAUAAAAUGCAUGGAGCUGCUGUUAGCAAAAUGUGAUGUGAAUCGUGAAGUUCGAGAGUGCCUAUGGGAGGAGGGGGAAAUAUCUAUUUUCUGCAUAUUUCUCUCUGCCUUGGUUAAGGGACUGAUCAUAACUCUCGCAAAACGAGACCAGGCAUAUCCUCCGAAGUCUUUGAAGAAAUGUGAAGGUGAAAAGCUCCUGGUCCGAUUCAGUCUUGAGGAUGGGCUACAAAGCCAAGCAUUAGAUAUGCUGUUGCAAAACGGUGCGGAUGUGGAUGCAAUAUGGAAAUGUGAUUUCUUCAUGCUGCCGUUUCCAAACAUAAGGGACGGAACCCCCGAGGAACAUUUACCGACGAUCCUCGAACAAAGUUAUUAUUUAAAUGUGGAACUUUUUCACAGAUUACUUCCAUACAGUACUCAAACAACUCGGCUUUUCUUCCGCCCAGAUAUUUGCCUCUCGGCGAAGCAGGGAUGUGAAUUUCUCAGAGAAUAUUGGACAUCACAGCUAGACCGGCAUGGCUCUGAUGGAACUGAGAUCCUAGAGUUGGUACUUGCCGAGCAGCUCUUAGUCGCAGAUCGGGCUAUCGACACAGAUAUUAUUCGAAGUCUUGUUGAGUUUGGAAUUCGCCCAGAUACUGAUGUGAUACCAUCGGACGGCUAUAUCUUCUGGCAUAUGGUAAAUAAUAUACGCACGUACGGUUACAACGAGCAAUUUACACUUAUAUUCACGGCACUUCUUCAAUCAGGGGCGAUCAUAGAUUCGAGGGCUCUAGAAGCUGCAGUUGAGGAAGAAGGCGUUGACAUCUUAAAAUUUCUGACCAAGUUUGGUGUCAAUGUGAAAAAAUACGGCGUGUUGGCAUUGUCCACGGCAGCUCGACACGGUAAUUACGAAGCGGUCUCGUGGUUAUUGGAAGCUGGCGUAGACAUCAAUGCUGUGGCAACCAACCUGGAAUCGUGGUCUAUCGAUGGUAAAUUUGGACCGUGGAGCGUAAUUGCAUUAGCAACAACUACCUUAUGGAUGCCAAAGCUCCUCGAAGAGUUUCCUCUUGGGUGCCGAAUACAAGACACUAAUCCAGCAAGUCUUGAAAUGCUCGAUUACUUAAUCGAUCACGGUGCAGAGUUGAAAAAUAGCCCUCACGAUUUAAACGCCGCCAAGUUUCUACAACGUCUUCUCGUAAUUGCCUGGGAAGACAGUUCAACCAGAGCAGGUUUGCUUGAUCUAAUGACAUUCUUUCUUUCGAAAUUAGACCGUGACGACCUAUCCAGCCCCGAAGUGUGUCUAUUGGAAGACUGUGCUACUCUAAGUCUGCCUAUGAAUGACGACAAUAACGUCGAGCAGCUGAAGAUGUCCUUGUUUGAAUUGUUUCGCUCCCACGGUGCCCCAAUGCCGAAUGGCGAUAUACUCCCAUAUCUAAUAUGCGAAGAAAGCCCGCCCGGGUUAAUCCAAAAGCUUCUAGAGGAUUGUACAAGCAUUGACACAUAUCAUACAAGCAAAACCAUCAAAUUUCCUUGUACCCUUCUCCAAGCCGCAGCCUACCGAGGUGAUAGGGAUCUGGUCGAGCAGUUAGUGGGUAUGGGAGCUGACAUUAAUAUGCCCGCAUUUGAGAAUUGGGGGAGAACGGCACUUCAGGCCGCAGCCGCCCGAGGUCAUAUGGCUUUGGUCGAGCGAUUGGUACGUAUGGGUGCUAACAUCAAUGCGCCCCGGGCUAAGAGGAUGGGGAUGACGGCGCUCCAAGCUGCGUGUGCAUUUGAUGCGGAGUCAACAACAGAGAGGGCUAAUAUGAUUAAAGUCAUACGGUUCUUGAUAAUAGAAGGAGCGGAUGUGAAUACUCCUGUGGCAAUGGAGGGUUCUUAUAGCUUCGAUACGGCACUGCAAAUUGCUGCUAGUAACGGGGAUAUAGAGGUGGCCAUCCUACUAAUCCAAAGGGGGGCAGACGUGAAUGAACCCUCACACAGGUGGGAUGGAAAACGGUAUUCUACGAUAGAUUACGCUGCUGUAUUUGGAAAGCUUGACAUGGUACAGUUUUUAUUGAGCCUUGGGGCUCUCAGUCAUAAUCGAGGCCGAACAGGAUACGAUGGAGCAAUCCAAGUGGCAGAACGUGGAGGCCAUUUUGCCGUUGCCGAUUUGAUGCGGCAACAUUACGCUGAUGAUUGCAAGUUGCUGGGCACGAAUAUUGCACGAACAUUCUUGGAGGAAGAGUCAUCAGAGGAAGAAUUAUCAGAAGAGGAAUUAUCGGAGGAAGAGUUAUCAGAGGAAGAGUUGAUGGAAGAGGAUUCAUCAGAAGAGGAAUCAUCAGAAGAGGAAUCAUCAGAAGAGGAAUUAUCGGAGGGAGAUAUCACGCUAAUUUCAGCAAGGAAGUUUCAAUGCUCUACCGCAAUCAGAUGGUGCGAAUCGCUGAUAUUUUGAUAAUAUCAGUAUAAAAUAUGGGAGCGGGGUAUAGUAGCCGUGUAGUAGUAUGAAUCUAUUUUUUCCUAUUACACGUGGUAUGCUAUUGGACAAAGG
Messenger RNA from Daldinia vernicosa, 3952 nucleotides. RefSeq names its product ankyrin repeat-containing domain protein. Lineage: Eukaryota; Fungi; Ascomycota; Sordariomycetes; Xylariales; Hypoxylaceae. Gene Ontology annotation, molecular function: protein binding. The coding region runs from base 146 to 3856 and encodes 1236 amino acids. The record is from RefSeq and is a predicted model, not a curated record. The transcript has 4 exons.